AACAGUACCAUUUAAUUUCCAAGGAUCAUCAACUCUGUUCUGUUGCUAGGAGCGCUAUUAUGUAGAGAGGAAUUUGUUGGGGUAUUGUACGACCAAGGCUCGAAAAAAUGUCGGUAAAUAGUGAUGCACCAAGACCCCCUCCGUUAUGUUACUGUGGAGUGCGUGCACGUCUAAGGUACUCAUGGACUAGUGACAACCCCGGACGAAAGUGGUAUGGCUGUAUAAAGUAUAAGGAAGCUGGGGAUUGUGAUUUUUUUAGGUGGGCUGAUAACGACAUGACUUCUUAUGAGAAGAGAUUGGAGGAACAUAUGAGAGACAUGGAGGAAGGGAGACGGGCCGAUAUUGAGAAAGUUGAGAAGAUGACAAUGGCCAAUAUUGACAGACUUGAGAAGCUGAUGGAAACAAAAUACAAUGAACAAUAUGCUAGACUUCGGUUGGAGUUGGGUCUGCGUCAAAGUAAUAGAAAGAUGUUUUGGGUAGCAGUAGUCGUAGUCAUUUUGGGCCUUGUAAUUUAUUUCAGUGGUUAUAGUGGUUCUAAAGUUAGCUACUUGAUGUUAGAAUGAAAAGACGGAU
Alnus glutinosa is the source of this 573-nucleotide messenger RNA. RefSeq lists its product as uncharacterized. NCBI's taxonomy places the organism in Eukaryota, Viridiplantae, Streptophyta, Magnoliopsida, Fagales, Betulaceae. The transcript is spliced from 3 exons. Gene Ontology annotation, molecular function: zinc ion binding. Bases 108 to 563 code for a protein of 151 amino acids. The record is from RefSeq and is a predicted model, not a curated record.